This is a messenger RNA of Sphaeramia orbicularis (orbiculate cardinalfish), 1107 nucleotides long. Its product is annotated as prolyl-tRNA synthetase associated domain-containing protein 1-like. NCBI's taxonomy places the organism in Eukaryota, Metazoa, Chordata, Actinopteri, Kurtiformes, Apogonidae. The record is from RefSeq and is a predicted model, not a curated record. Gene Ontology annotation, molecular function: aminoacyl-tRNA deacylase activity. The coding region runs from base 76 to 585 and encodes 169 amino acids. The transcript has 4 exons.
AGUGUGUUCCGGUGUGUCCGUGGACUUCCACGUGUGUUUGUGUUCACAGACUGUUUCUAACACAAGUCUUUGAAAAUGUCCGCAGAUCUUCGAGCGGAGCUGGAGGCUUUUCUGGACACUUUAAACAUCCACACGACCUGCGUGGAACAUCCGCCGGUGUUCACGGUGGAGGAGAUGAUGCCUCACCUGCAGGAUGUCAGCGGAGUCGUCUCCAAGAACCUUUUUCUGAAAGACAAGAAGAAGAAAGGCCUGUGGCUGGUGUCGGCACGCCACGACCACCAAGUGAACCUCAACGACCUUGCCAAGAAGCUGGGCGUCGGUAGCGGUAACCUGCGCUUUGCGGACGAGGCCACCAUGUUAGAAAAGCUAAAGGUGGGGCAGGGCUGUGCCACUGCCCUCGCUCUGCUCUUCGAUAAGGACCAGAGCGUGAAGUUCGUCCUGGACCGGGACCUGAUGGAGGGCGGCCACGACAUGGUCUACUUCCACCCCAUGACCAACGCCGCCAGCAUGGGGCUACGACCCGACGACCUGCUGCGCUUCCUCAAGGCAACGGGACACGAACCUGUCCUCGAGAGCUUCGAGUAGAAUGGAACCAGAACCAGAGCCUGGAGCUGGACUGGGUUCGAUAUGAGGACACAAACCUGAGUUUUAUCAAAAAGGGAAAAGAAAACCCCCUCCAGACUCCAGAACAGAUAACCACACUUGACUUUUGAUUUAAGACUAAAAAUGAAACAACGCAGAAAACAAACGGACCGCUCAGAACUCUGUUAAACCUGUUCAUUUCUACCUGCGACUUUGUGAAGGCCGAGUUGGUUUGUUAAAGGGCCAGGCUGUGUUUACGUCUCACUAUUUACUGCUGAUAAUUUUAUUGACUCAUCACAUUUUCUUAACAUAGAAAAGGAAGAUUGACAGAAAAUGAAUAUACAACUACACUACAUUUAAGGUCAUCCUGAUGAAGAUCCUUCCAUUGGAUAAUUACUGCAGUGAUUAAUACAUUUCAUCCCAACAAAAACAAAUGAUUUAACCCUAACUGAUAAAGUGAAGAUCUUCUCAUUUCGAGGGCACCCAUGUAAAAGGAUACCCUGUAGUCAUGGAAAAGAUGUGACU